CUAUUUUAAAAUCUGGCACUUAAUGACACGUUUGUGAAGCCACCUUCAUCUACAGUAGAGUGGGUUCUUUGUGUGGCCAAACCUCUUCUCUACGUGUAUAAGUCUGGAGUGUUUAUUUUCGCUUAGCAACUGGACCGGCCGCUGUUCACAAGCAGUGCUGUAAACAAACGAGAAGGAUAAGAAUCUGUCACGAAGCAGUAGCAGCCUUUCCAACAAAGGCGUGACUGACACAACUGGACAGCACUCUUGGGAUACCUGGGUGUCCUUCGUCUUUCCCAUCCCAAGGGUUUGACACAAGCAGUGUUUUUUGAGUUUGUAAUUAGGACAUCUUAGAAAAUAAGGCCGAGAAUGAUCCUGCAUGGAGCUGAUUGGAGUAGGGGACUUUGGUGAGCUCUGACUGGAGGAGGAGGUAAGAGCGAUACGGGUGGAUUUCUCCCUUCAGCGGCCAUGUUAACCAGGAAACCCUCUGCUGCUGUCUUUCCAGCCCGAAAGGGUGGAAAGGGAAAAGGACUUAAAGGCAUAAAAAUCCACACUUCUGCUGGUUUUCAGAACGAAAGUCGGCAGUAAACCAAGAUUUGCUAUAGUGGCUAAAUGGUGAAAAAUAUGCAUGAAGGUACCGGCUCAAAUUACGAAACUGCAUAUCCCUUUUCGGAUUUCAUAAUACAGUACUGAUCAUGUUGGAGAUUUUAAUGCUAUAGCAAAAUGAUUGGAUGUAUUUUUAGCAAUGGCGUGCGCUUGUUUGAAAAAAGAUGGGCUAAGGCUUUCUGAUGCUGUAGCUGUGGAGGCUUCUGUUAAGGUCUUGGAAAAUAGUGUCAGCCACAUGGGUCAACAUUGUGUCAGUGAUUUAGCAGCAUUAUUUUCACCCACUGAGAGAAAUUAUUCAAGCCUUUUCAUCUGGUAUGAAUGUUGGAUAUACGAUGGCCCUAAUUAAACCAGACAUGUGGGACCCCUGGAUGGGCAACUUUGAAAUUGUACAAGGAUUUCUUUCUGUUUUGGAGAACAUUUCCAUUAUGGUUAAAAUUGUGUCCUCUUGAAAACGGUUGAAGCAAGUAAGCACACAAUGAAUGAGCACUUACACAGUGCUGGCCAUGGGCAAAUGCAAGUUCAGCAGUUGUAUGAGGACAAUAGUAACAAGAGGCCAGUUUUAACUGCACAGCCAAAUGGUUUCACUGGAAUAAGCAAAACUGGAUUGCCUGCAGUUCAGGAUCGACCACUUGAUAGCACCCAUAGAAGGCAAGGUAGCUCUAGCUCAUUAAAGUCUACAGAGGGAACUAUGAAGCCAAAAGCCAACCCAUUAACACCUGAACAUGCAAUGAAGCAAUAUAUGCAUAAAUUAACCACAUAUGAGCACCAUGAGAUUUUUAACUAUCCUGAGAUCUACUUUGUUGGCCCAAAUGCAAAAAAGCGUCAGGGUGUUAUUGGUGGAGCAAACAACGGAGGAUAUGAUGAUGACCAGGGAUCUUAUAUUCAUGUUCCUCAUGAUCACCUUUGCUAUAGGUAUGAAGUUUUAAAAGUUAUUGGAAAAGGAAGCUUUGGUCAAGUGGUGAAGGCCUAUGAUCAUAAAACACAUCAACACAUAGCAUUAAAAAUGGUUAGAAAUGAAAAACGUUUCCAUCGGCAGGCUGCAGAAGAAAUUCGCAUUUUAGAACAUCUAAGAAAACAAGAUAAAGAUAACAACAUGAAUGUUAUUCAUAUGCUGGAGAACUUUACAUUCCGAAACCAUAUCUGCAUGACUUUUGAGUUGCUGAGUAUGAAUUUGUAUGAGCUAAUUAAAAAAAAUAAGUUUCAAGGCUUCAGCCUUCCAUUAGUUCGUAAAUUUGCACACUCAAUUUUACAGUGCUUGGAUGCUUUGCACAAAAAUAGAAUUAUUCACUGUGACCUUAAACCUGAGAAUAUUCUUCUCAAGCAACAGGGUAGAAGUGGAAUUAAAGUAAUUGAUUUUGGCUCCAGCUGCUAUGAACACCAGCGAGUCUAUACAUACAUUCAAUCACGGUUUUACCGUGCACCAGAAGUAAUCCUUGGUUGUCGUUAUGGAAUGCCUAUUGACAUGUGGAGCUUGGGUUGCAUAUUAGCAGAGCUUCUUACUGGUUAUCCUCUGUUGCCUGGGGAAGAUGAAGGGGAUCAGCUGGCUUGCAUGAUUGAGUUGUUGGGUAUGCCAUCUACAAAGCUGCUAGAGUUAGCAAAACGAGCCAAAAAUUUUAUAAGCUCUAAGGGUUAUCCUCGUUACUGUACAGUUACUACUUUGCCAGAUGGAUCUGUGGUACUUAAUGGUGGCCGAUCUCGUAGAGGAAAGUUGCGAGGUCCACCAGGAAGCAGAGACUGGGUAACAGCAUUAAAGGGCUGCGAUGAUCCCCUAUUUCUUGAUUUCCUAAAGCAGUGCUUAGAAUGGGAUCCUUCUCUGCGCAUGACACCAAGUCAGGCAUUACGGCAUCCGUGGUUAAGGAGACGUUUGCCAAAACCUCCAACUGCAGAGAAAUCCUCUGCAAAGAAAAUUACAGAAAGUACAAGUGCUGUUACAUCUAUUUCCAAAUUACCUCCAACUUCAGGCUCAGUUUCGAAAAUAAGGACUAAUUUGGCACAAAUGACAGAUGCCAAUGGAAAUAUUCAGCAGAGAACAGUUCUGCCAAAGCUGGUUAGUUGAGCAUGAACAGACCAGUGCCGGUACUAUGGCAUAUUCAUCUUCAGACAGUCUGUACUAUGUUGCUGAGCCUUAUUUAAAGAAAAAAAGAAUAGAUCUGUUGAAUUACUUAAACAAGUAGUAUGUUUUGCUGUACUGUUCUUUUUAACAGAAGUAUUGUAAGUGACAUUUUUCCUACAGACUGGGGACUGUGCUUUAGGUCUUUUAUGCAGAAGUAAGUUUUUUAUUGUAUAACCCUAUACCACUUGCUCUAGGUACACUUACUGCUGCAUAUUAAGGCACUGCAGUGGCUGGCCACUGGUAGUGUGUAAUGUCAUCAUCUUGUAAACAUUUUAGUUAUGUAUAAGAAAGAAUCUAUAUAAUGAAUUUUCAUAAGGUUCUUUCAUUACAUUUCAGCAGAGAGUGUACAUAAAAUAAAAUGAUGGUGAAAAUGUGCCUGUUGUGCUAGAACCCAGUGAGAUUCAAUGGCAUCAUUUUCAUGAUCAAGUGGUUCUUGGCAAAAUUAUGUUUAGUCAAUUAUGGAAAAUUGGAGAAAAUGAGUGUAUAUGUUCAUAUGGAGAAAAUGGCAUUGCUGUAAAAUGAGGCAUUAUCUUCAUGUUUUUUACUUACAAGAUAAAGCUGAGAUAUGUAUAAUGCAGUAUGACUGUUAUUCCCCAGAAUUUACAAAACAAGUGUACAAUUAAUAUUGAAUUUGAAGAUGUGUACCUUACCUUUUGUAAAGGUAACCAAAUAUUUAUUUUGGGGGGUGGGAAUGUGUUGUGACUUUGUUUGAGAUGUAAUAUUUUAUAAGAAUGUGAUAAUAUGUGAUCUCAGGGUUUAUAAUUCAGGAUUGAUCAGUGUGGCGGGUAGGAGUUAAUUCUUGAUGAAAAUGCUUUAUUUCUCUAAAACCAGUCAGCAAUGUUUCGCUUUAGAAAAUAAAGUUAUUUAAAAGAAACAUCUAAAAAAAUCCUGCUAAUCCAAAAUGCAGGGUAUUUCUUUUUUAAGCUAACAAUGUUUUAAGCUGCUGUGGUCAUAAAGGCAAAUAAAGCUAUACUUCACUAUUUAUUGAUCAAGAUAAAUUAGUUUAUAUUUUCAAAUCACCUGUUAAUAUUUUGGGACAUGUUGCUGACUACUGCUGUUAGAUGCCUCUACUCCAAGUAGUCUGAUAUUGGUGAAAGUUUAAGAAGUUCAGUAGUCCCUGUAUUUUAAAGGUUUAGCUAAACUGUUUCAAAACAAACCGUUAUUUGUAAGGCUACACCUUUGAAGUGUGAUGCAUAUUGGGUUUAAAUGCAACUAUACUGUUUACAAUUCAUUGUGGCAGUUAGCAUAAUAGAAGAGGUCACCUUUUUAACAAUAACAAAAAUAUAUAUAUGUAUGUAUAUAUAUGUUUAAUUGUAGUUGAAACUAAAAAGCAUUGCACCCUUAUCUUGUGUGUCCAGCUAUGCAAAGAAAAAAAAAUAAUAAUAAGGUUGCAGUAACAAGAAGUGCAGUGCAUUAAAAAUUACAAAUAAAAACACUUAAAGCAUGGUCCCCUCAUUUUGAAACAAAAAGUUUCUGGUUUAACUGCUUUUGUAAUUAAGAUUUUGUUUGACUUUGAGGUAGAUCCUUUGUAGAUGCUCAGUUUGUGUGCUCUGCAGUAAGUAAUGGUUUAGUUCCACGAAAGUUUAGUCCUUUAAAUAUUUACAAAGAUAAAUACACAGCGGAUGUUUUUUCCAUAUAUGUUCAAAGUUCUUUGAUCUAGCUGUUUGUUCUCAAGCAUAUCAUCUUCUUACUAUAUACGAUGGCACAGACAAGACUUAGUUGGAUGCAGUUUUUUCUGCAUAUAAAUCCAGACAAAUUUACAUAAUUUUAGCAAAUUUAUAAUUGUGGUGAUCUUCAACUGCAUUUUUCAAUUUCUUGCAAUUAAGGCACUAAUACAAAAUAAUAUUUACUCCAUAUCAGUUUUUACAUGUUCACUUUAAUUUGCAUUAUUAUCUUUCCUUUUUGUUCAUCAUUCAUAGUCAGGAGUGCCGUGUUUCAAAAGUGACGCUAUAUAAGGGAAGGUGUCUGAUAAUUAGGCAUUAAUUGCACAUUUUCUUCACAGUCAGUAAAUUAGGAGAUUGAUUCUUGUUUACUUGUAUUUUACUUUGUACUACCCAGGUUAAAUGUGUUUGAUUUACACUAUUCUAAAUUGUAUAUAUUUAAACAAUAAAAUAUUCUGCAUUUAUGGCAUAUUUUCUAUGCUCUAUUAUGGGGACCUUGAAUGCUGAAGAUUUUUAUCUUCUUUAUGCUGUUUCCCCUUAUAUGUGGACAUAUAUUUACAGUUUAGUGACUGGUGACUUUUCAAACUGCUGCAAUGUGUAAUAUAAAGAGUAUAAAACGGGAAAAAAAAUCACUUCAAAGCAUGACAAUGAUAGGGCAUAGACAAAGCGGUGCUAAUCUGUUCCUCAUUACUACAGUGUCACUGUUUUACUGAUUUUAACCCCUCUCCAGUGUAAUAAGCAGUGAUUCUGUGCCAUGAAAACAGAUGCAUUUUGUUGUAAACUAAAUUUCAUUUUGGGGAGCAUAAGUGAAUGUGUUUUCAUGUACUGACCAAGUCUGUUAUAUUGUAUUGUUAAAGUUGUUGCACUAACUGGGUAAAAAAGUGCAGUUUUGAUCGUUAACUCUUGGCAAAUAUACAGCGGUCCAAGUGUAUUGAGUAGAAAGAAAAAAUGUUCAGGGUUCUGUUUUUUUUUUUUUUUUUUAAGAAUUGUUCUUUAGUGGCAGUUCUGUACCAGUGCCUAUAAUAUUAAAUCUGUUUUUUUUCAACAGAAUGCCAGAAACUUUUUGGUUUAAAGACUGUGUGAAGUAGUAUGUCAACUUUUUUAAAGAACAUUUUUAAGAAGUAGCCAUGAUAAAUAUUAGAUUCAUGGUUGCUUUUUUACUGAGGCUUUGCUACAUUAAAAUACAAAAAAAGUACUGUGUUUAGCUUUGCUAUAAUUUCUUUCAUAAGGGCUCAUUAAUAGUUUGUAGUUUUCUAACUUGGAAAUGGUUUAUUUUCCCACAGGUUUUCAAAUCACUUUGGGACAUUUGAUGUAUUUCCUUGUUUAGCCACAUAAUAACAUUUAGUUGUUUUGCGUUCCAAGUCUCAUUUGGCUCACUUUUGGCAUCAUGGAGAUGUUUAUUGCUUUUGUAGAGAAGUUUACUCUCACUGCUAAUGCUGCAAGUGUAGACAUGGACUCGUAAUGGGAUUCACUGAAUCUGGGAAAAUUUCUCUUUCUGCAAGACACAUAGAUAUUGGAGUUGAUUGUUCUAAAUAAGGAGGUGAAGCGUUCUUCGUAGGGCUGUGGGUGUGUGUGUUGGGGGGCUCUGCUCCCACAUAAAGCAAGACUUUGAAUUCUGCUUCAAUUUCAUGUUUUUCAUUUUGAGGGAAAAUUCAGAAUAAUGCCCCUCUGUGUCAUAUAGCAGAAACUUUUUCAAGUAUACCAGAACAAAACUGAACAGUGUUACACAGCUCUUAGUUUUAAGAUGAUAGAGAAUUGUUCCCUUGGUGUCAACAAUGUGCCUUUUGUUAUCAGUGCCAUGUUGUAAAACUUCAUCCAGUUUCUGCCUGUGUAAUCCUCCUUCAACUGAAAGUUACAUGUAACUGAUUAGAAGCCGAUCUCUUAUGUCACUUAACGCUUCCUGAAAGUAUGUGUCAGUAGAAUUGACCCCUGAAAAUCAAAUAAAGUGUUUACUAUAUAAA
Protopterus annectens (West African lungfish) is the source of this 6320-nucleotide messenger RNA. It is a transcript of the gene DYRK2, whose product is annotated as dual specificity tyrosine phosphorylation regulated kinase 2. Bases 1061 to 2641 code for a protein of 526 amino acids. Gene Ontology annotation, molecular function: ATP binding; protein serine/threonine/tyrosine kinase activity; protein serine/threonine kinase activity. The record is from RefSeq and is a predicted model, not a curated record. Gene Ontology annotation, cellular component: nucleus. Lineage: Eukaryota; Metazoa; Chordata; Ceratodontiformes; Protopteridae. Gene Ontology annotation, biological process: peptidyl-serine phosphorylation; peptidyl-threonine phosphorylation. The transcript has 4 exons.